Molecule: messenger RNA, 3876 nt
Organism: Scaptodrosophila lebanonensis
Lineage: Eukaryota; Metazoa; Arthropoda; Insecta; Diptera; Drosophilidae
Gene: Cbl
Product: E3 ubiquitin-protein ligase CBL-B-B
Exons: 6
Coding region: 229-3015 (928 amino acids)
Biological process (GO): cell surface receptor signaling pathway; negative regulation of epidermal growth factor-activated receptor activity
Cellular component (GO): membrane raft; plasma membrane
Molecular function (GO): SH3 domain binding; phosphotyrosine residue binding; receptor tyrosine kinase binding
Source: RefSeq, a predicted model, not a curated record
UAUAGUUUCGAAACGCGCAAAUUGCUAAACGCAAAGUGCAAUAGUGUAUAUUUUUUUUCGUUGUGAUUUGUGCGCAGUUUUGGGAAACUGCAAAUAAGUUAAUAUACAUGUCGUCGUUUUCGAAAGAGUGAAACCUUUAACAAACGUCGUCGUACUCGUACUCCCCAAACUAGCAGCAGCAGUAGCAGCAACAACAACCACACGGUCGUGUGUGUGUUAAGAGAAAAGAUGGCGACGAGUCGCACCAGUCGCAUACAAUCACAACCAAAAAUUUUUCCUUCUAUAUUUUCCAAACUUCAUGGAGCCAUCUCGGAGGCGUGUGUCUCUCAGCGUCUGUCCACGGACAAGAAAACGCUGGAGAAGACGUGGAAAUUAAUGGACAAGGUCGUCAAGUUGUGCCAACAGCCGAAAAUGAAUCUAAAGAACAGUCCCCCCUUCAUAUUGGACAUACUGCCGGACACGUAUCAGCGACUGCGUUUGAUUUAUUCCAAGAACGAGGAUCAGAUGCAUGUCCUGCACGCCAACGAGCAUUUCAAUGUGUUCAUUAAUAAUUUAAUGCGUAAAUGCAAGCAGGCCAUCAAACUCUUCAAGGAGGGCAAGGAGAAAAUGUUUGAUGAGAAUUCACAUUAUCGCCGGAAUUUAACCAAACUAAGUUUGGUCUUUUCCCACAUGCUCAGCGAGUUGAAGGCGAUAUUUCCAAAUGGUGUCUUUGCCGGGGAUCAGUUUCGGAUUACAAAGGCCGAUGCGGCCGAUUUUUGGAAGGGUAAUUUUGGCAACAGUACGCUGGUGCCUUGGAAAAUCUUUCGCCAGGAGCUCAAUAAAGUGCAUCCCAUAUCGUCGGGGCUGGAGGCCAUGGCGCUAAAGACGACUAUUGAUUUAACGUGCAACGAUUAUAUAUCGAAUUUCGAAUUCGAUGUCUUCACCCGUUUGUUCCAGCCAUGGGCAACGCUUUUACGCAACUGGCAAAUCCUUGCAGUCACACAUCCCGGCUAUGUGGCAUUUCUCACCUACGACGAGGUGAAAGCCCGCUUGCAACGCUAUAUCCGCAAGGCGGGCAGCUAUGUGUUUAGACUGUCCUGCACGCGUCUGGGCCAAUGGGCCAUUGGUUAUGUGACUGCCGAUGGCGAGAUCUUGCAAACGAUACCACAAAAUAAGUCGCUGUGUCAGGCGCUGCUUGACGGGCAUCGCGAGGGCUUCUAUUUAUAUCCCGAUGGCCAGGCCUAUAAUCCCGACCUGUCAUCUGCUGUACAAAGUCCUACAGAGGAUCACAUUACCGUCACACAAGAGCAAUACGAAUUAUACUGUGAAAUGGGCAGCACAUUUCAAUUAUGCAAAAUUUGUGCGGAAAACGACAAGGAUAUACGCAUUGAACCCUGCGGUCAUUUACUUUGUACGCCCUGUCUGACCUCCUGGCAGGUGGACUCGGAGGGUCAGGGUUGUCCCUUCUGUCGCGCGGAGAUCAAGGGAACCGAACAGAUUGUCGUCGAUGCAUUCGAUCCACGCAAGCAACACAAUCGCAAUACCACCAAUGGACGUCAACAGAAUCAGGAUGAUGAUGAUACAGAGGAUAUAGGCGACUUCAACAUAGCCACCUCUUCACUGCACGCCCUGAGCACCUCGGCAGCGGCUCAGGCGACGGCCGAGAAGCACAGUCCCCACACUUCGCCACGUUUGGGUCGCCGCAGCACCACACCCAGCCUGAUGGCGGUGCAGAAUGAUCUCUAUGCGGGCUGUGUGGGUGGUGUUGGCGGCCUCAGCUUGCCGAGCAGCAGCAGCGCGGUGGCGGUAACGUCCUCCCAGCUGCAACCACAACCCACGGCACCACCAGCGGCAGCGGUGCUGAGCAAUGGUGGUGCCUCCACAAGCAUAACACAGAAGAGCACGAACCGCAUGAGUGCACCGCUCAUUGGCUCCUGUGUGGCCAACUCCACAUACGGCCAAAAGUUGCCCAGCAAAACAGAGACCAGCUGCGAUAAUGCCUCCAUAAGCUCCUAUGCCAUACUCCAGAAUCUACAGGAUGUACAGGCGCAGGGUGGCAGUGUCGCGGUGGCUAGACGCAGCUUGGAUGAUGCCACAACGUCGUCGUCAUCAUCAUCGUCGAAUUCGUCGUCCUCAACAUCGGCAACGGCAGUGGUUGGUGCUGGUGCUGGGGCACCACCGUUACCACCACGCAAGAGCUCACCGGGCGUGGAGGCACCCGCCAAGGCUGUGGUGGUUGUUGCCACUGCACCAACAACCACACAACCACCUAGCAGCAGCAAAAGCAUUGACAACAUUCAGUGCAGUCUGGACAAUGUGCCACCACAAACCACAGCACCACCCAUACCGCCGCACGUGACGCCCAGCUUCGUGGACACUCUGGCCGAUGAUUUGAUGCGGCAACAGCGCAUCGCCACAUGCAGCAGUACCACAGCUGUAGCAGCCGCUGGUUCCGGUGGUGCAACAGUGGCCAGCAGCAUCACUUCGCCGGUUCUCUCACUGCUCGAUGAGGACAUUGUGGAGGUGGGACCGGCAGAGACCAUCAGUGGGGUGAUCGACACGCGUCCCCUCGAGGCACGUGGCACGCUUCCGAAGCUCUGUGCCACGAUUGAUGCUGACACCGCGCACUACACACAACUCUGCACCACAACGACCAGCGCUGCGGGCCUGGCGGCUGCUGCUGCUGCUGCUGCCGUGACGGUCAACAAUGGCUAUGUGGCAGCUAAUAGUAAGAAAAUGUCUCAGCCCCUAAAACCGGCGUCCCAACACCAACAGCAACAACAACAGCACCACCAGCAACCGCCUACCCCCUCCUCAGCCCAGCAGCAGCAACCGCUGCUUUAUGCGAACGUGACGAUCAAUCAAAAAGACUGUGGUACCGUACCGUAUGAGAACAUUAAUCUGGAAUAUAUUGCGCGGCUGAUGAAUGCGGGAUAUUCCAAGGAGAACGCCAUUACAGCUCUGGGCAUCUCGGGCAAUAACAUUGAAAUGGCCGGCGAUAUAUUGCGCGCCUUUGUAUCCAAUAAUAGCGCCUAAGUUUCUAAACUGGCUCGAUCGAUUGCCCAGUGUGAUUUAGCAUAGCGGAGAGAGAGAUACGAGUACAUACAAAUUAAAAGAGAGAGAAAAAACGAGCCAGGGAAGUCAUUGAGAGCCAUUAUACAGUGUGAUAUUUAGGCAAUCAUGGUAACAAAAUAUUACUUUACCUUGGUCUAAGCACCAUCAAUUUCAUUCAUUCGAAUAUAGAAUUAAGUGCAUUCUUAAUUUAAUUCAAUUUUAAAAAUUCAAUACCCGUAUCAGCGCUGCUAAUUAUGUGUGGAUUCAGAAAUAAUGUCAAGUUCUUCACAAAUAGUACAAAUAAACGAUAUCGAGAACCGAUCCGUUUCGACAACUUCUUGGCCAGUUCUCUGAGAAAACUACAAAGAACGGCUCACGGAUCCACUUCCAACACUUCUUUAGAAAACGCAACAUUAGGUUCUUUUUUAAAAUGUAAUGCACUCCACUUAUUAAACGAUAUCGAAAACUGAUCCGAGAAAACGAUGAAGAACAUCUUUGGAAAAAGUCACUAAGUCGAAAUCGGAUCCAUUUCAUGAUAAUUCAAUACAAGAUCCGAUUUACAUAUGUUCUCGCUAUUAGGCACGAGACUCCCAAAAUUUUCUUUCAAUAUUCCAAUAUUUCUCUUGUGCCUUUUACCAAAGUCUUUCUUUAUAUUUCUUCGAUUCUUACCUAAAGGUUUAGGUAUUCUUGAAUGCGGGGAGUAAACACAUAUUUCUAUUUAUAUCUAAUCCACUUUUCUGGACGUUUUACUGUAUUAGCAGAACUUGACAUUUUUCUUCAAAGAACCCACAUUUGAAUACGAAAUAGAGUACAAAUUGUCCAAUUGAAUCCGUUCCUGAAGUA